Molecule: messenger RNA, 1179 nt
Organism: Erythranthe guttata (spotted monkey flower)
Lineage: Eukaryota; Viridiplantae; Streptophyta; Magnoliopsida; Lamiales; Phrymaceae
Source: RefSeq, a predicted model, not a curated record
AUGCGCCUCGCCAAUUCCAAAAUCAAGGGUGGAGAUCACAAGGACAAUAUGGAAGAAAUCAACAAGGCCAAGGAGAACCGUCCGCAAGGAGCAUUGCCAUCAAACACGGAGGACCCAAGAAAAAGGCAAAACGAGCAAGUACAAGCGGUGAGCCUACGUAACGGACGACAAUUGGAAGAAGCCCCUAGAAAUGAGACAAAUAAUGGAAAAACAAAGGCGACCGAGGCGGCGGAAGAAGACACAAACGUUCAAGGCGAAACUUCAAGGGCAAAGGUUACACCGGCUCCUCCCAUUCCAUACCCACAAAGGUUCCAGCCACCGAAGUUAAAUGCCGAAUACCAAAGCUUUGUUGACAAGAUGAAGGAAAUCCGUAUCAAUAUCCCUCUCAUCGAAGCACUCCAACAAAUGCCAAAGUGGGUGAAGUUUGUCAAAGAACUCGUAACCAAGGGACAGAAAUUGCAAGGAAACGAAAUGAUUCAACUCACCGAACAGUGUAGUGCAAUCCUUACGAGACCUCUCCCUAAAAAACUCGGCGACCCAGGUGAAAUUGAACCAACGGCUAUAACACUCCAAUUAGCCGAUAGGUCUCUAGUCUACCCAAAGGGGGUUUUAGAAGAUGUCUUAGUCAAGGUUGACGAAUUUAUUCUUCCUGCUGAUUUUGUGAUUCUUGAUAUGGAUGAAGAUAGAGAAAUCCCAAUUAUUUUGGGAAGGCCGUUUUUAGCUACUUCACGUACUGUUAUUGAUUGUGCUAGUGGGGAUCUCACCAUGACGGUGCAUGACCAAACUAUUAAAUUUAACGUUUUUAAUGCAAUUAAGCGUCCGCACAAUUCUAAUGAGUGUUUUUCUAUUGAUUUAGUGGAGUCUUGUUCUUUUGAAAAUUUUGAUUCGUUACUCUUGGAUUCUUUGGAGGCAUCUUUGGUUGAAGGUAACGAUUGUGGAGAUGAGAGAGUGGAGGAGCAAAUUUGUUGGUUAGAUUCCGGCGACUUUCUCGCUCGACAAAAGUUUGAAAGUUUGGAUUUGGCCACCCUUACCACCACCAAGGCAUUCAAAACGUCAUUGGAGGAACCAGCACAGCUUGAGAUGAAAGAAUUACCCGCACACCUCAAAUAUGCCUACCUCGGUAAGAAUGAUACUUUGCCGGUAAUUAUCUCACAAUCUCUAUCUACUUUGCAGGAAUAA